UAAAUACAAUAAAAAGGAAUCAAAUUGUAAUUUUGUCCUCCCUUUCUCUCCCUGUGGAUACCCUUUCGGAGAUCUCAAGGGUUUUACCCCUCGAUGUUUCCGAAGGUGUCUUAACCUCUCUGUCUUCCCCUUCAAACUCCAACUGCGACUCUUCUAUCUUUGCGUUUCUUUCUCUUUUACAUAAAUUGUCAUUCUUUUGCUGUCGUUUUUGUUUUUCUUGAUUCAACAAAGAGAGCUUAUACCGCAUAGAGUUUUAAUAGAGAGAUGGCAGCCUUUUAUGCAACGCAUUGUCGUUCAUAUUCAUAUACUUAUUCUUCAUCAAUAAAUGGAGGGCGAAAUCAACGCUUUUCUUUUUCUUCUUCUUUUCUGAGAUUGUCUGUUCCGGCUAAAGCUAAGGUCUUUCUUCAAUCUCAAAGAAAUUCCUAUCAAAACGCUGUGCUCAUGCAAGAUGGUGCAGUGGCUACAAAAGCGACCACUGUGGAAAAAGAAACUGGUCUGGAGAAAUUGAAAGAUGAGUUGUUGUCAGUUACGUCUUCAAAAGAAUGGGAUGAGAAAGCAGGUUUUGAUAUCAAUGAAAAUGAGUCAACUGUCAGUAUCACAGUGGUUGGAGCUUCUGGGGACCUUGCAAAAAAGAAGAUAUUUCCUGCACUUUUUGCACUUUAUUAUGAAGACUGUCUUCCUAAGCACUUUACCGUCUAUGGUUAUGCGAGGAGUAAGAUGACUGAUGCAGAACUAAGGAAUAUGGUGAGCAAGACCCUUACUUGCAGAAUUGAUAAAAGGGAAAACUGUGGUGAAAAGAUGGAACAAUUUCUUAAAAGAUGUUUCUACCACUCUGGUCAGUAUGAUUCCCAGGAAAAUUUUGCUCAGCUGGACAAGAAGCUCAAGGAGCAUGAGGGUAGGAGGGUUUCUAAUCGCCUCUUUUAUCUAUCUAUCCCUCCAAAUAUUUUUAUUGAGGCUGUAAAAUGUGCAAGCUUGUCAGCUUCAUCUGGUAAUGGUUGGACCAGGGUCAUUGUUGAGAAACCUUUUGGUCGAGAUUCAGAAUCUUCUGCUGCAUUGACAAAAGCUCUGAAGCAGUACCUAGCAGAGGAUCAAAUAUUCAGGAUAGACCAUUAUCUAGGAAAGGAACUUGUGGAAAAUCUAUCUGUUCUCCGGUUCUCUAAUCUUAUUUUUGAACCCUUGUGGUCAAGGCAGUAUAUAAGAAAUGUACAGCUGAUAUUCUCUGAAGAUUUUGGAACUGAAGGACGCGGAGGGUAUUUUGACCAUUAUGGAAUAAUUAGAGAUAUAAUGCAGAAUCAUCUACUUCAAAUACUUGCUCUCUUUGCUAUGGAAACCCCUGUAAGUUUGGAUGCUGAGGAUAUUAGAAAUGAAAAGGUUAAGGUAUUGCGGUCAAUGAGGCCAUUGCAGCUUGAAAAUGUAGUUAUAGGACAGUACAAGAGCCACAAUAAAGGAGGAGUUACUUACCCCGCUUACACUGAUGACAAGACUGUUCCCAAAGGUAGCUUGACCCCAACUUUUGCAGCUGCUGCUCUUUUCAUAGACAAUGCAAGAUGGGAUGGCGUGCCUUUUCUGAUGAAAGCAGGAAAAGCAUUACACAAUAAGAGGGCAGAGAUAAGGGUACAGUUCAGGCAUGUGCCUGGCAAUUUAUAUAACCGAAAUUUUAGAACUGAUCUUGAUCGAGCCACAAAUGAGCUUGUCAUUCGAGUGCAACCAGAUGAAGCUAUUUAUUUGAAGAUCAAUAACAAGGUCCCUGGAUUGGGGAUGAGAUUGGACCGCAGUAACCUAAACCUUCAUUAUGCUGCUAGAUAUUCAAAAGAGAUCCCUGAUGCCUAUGAGAGGCUUCUACUGGAUGCAAUUGAGGGUGAGAGGAGGCUGUUUAUCCGAAGUGAUGAGCUGGAUGCAGCCUGGGAACUCUUCACUCCAGUUUUGGCAGAACUGGAAGUGAAAAAAAUUAUACCUGAAUACUAUCCGUAUGGAAGCCGUGGCCCUGUUGGGGCUCAUUAUCUUGCAGCGAGAUACAAUGUUCGGUGGGGUGAUCUUGGUGUGGAGCAGUGAGGGUAAAUUUCAGCAGUGCUAUCGACUUGGGAAUAGUAGAACGGGAAGCUUUGCUAUAAGGGUGCUGAAAACUUUUAGCCUUUACGAGGUUAGAAAUUUACGUUUUAUUUAUCAAUAUGGUGGCCAAAUUAGCUAGGAGCUAGCAGUUGUGUAAGCAAAUGUAAUCAACAAGGAAGAGAAGGAUUGCCCCCCCGUUCCAUUAAAAUUGUGAUUUGAAUUCAUACUUUUGCAGGGAUAUCAUUUUGCUAAAAGCAUAAAAUUCCCAAGGAAAUAGGUUGGCUAGAAGACUCCCCCGCCGCUCACUCCCUGCCUUCUUGUUUGCCUAUUUUAUUUCUUUCAAAAGCAAAAAAGCAAAACCGAAAUAAUAAACCAUGGGGCCAGGACGCCGAGUUUGGUUCUUUAUGACAGAAGCGAAUCAAUUUUU
Molecule: messenger RNA, 2476 nt
Organism: Durio zibethinus
Lineage: Eukaryota; Viridiplantae; Streptophyta; Magnoliopsida; Malvales; Malvaceae
Product: glucose-6-phosphate 1-dehydrogenase, chloroplastic
Biological process (GO): glucose metabolic process; pentose-phosphate shunt, oxidative branch
Cellular component (GO): chloroplast stroma
Molecular function (GO): NADP binding; glucose-6-phosphate dehydrogenase activity
Source: RefSeq, a predicted model, not a curated record